AUGGCUGGUGCAUUCAAGUGGCAUUCUUGUUCAACAAAAGAUUUUCCACUUAAACGUAAUAAAGUGACAAAGGCAUGCAAUGCAUGUCGAACAAAAAAGAUGCGUUGCGAUGGCAUAACUUGUUUGUCAGAACCACGGUGUGCUCGGUGUACUGAACAUAGUCUGCUUUGUCAUUACGACGAAAAGACAAGACGCAACUCAUCUCCCAAGAAACCCGAUCUUUUAAAGCGCGACGGAAACCAUGUUGCGACAGUCGAACAUGACUACAAGACCCAAAACCUCAAAAAUAUCACCUUUUCAAAUCAUUAUUAUACCCAUCUGUCAGCCAAAACAACAAAUAGACCUUUUCUGUACAUCACACGACUACCACCACUCCUCUUUGGCUUCUUUGACAUGUCAUCUCAGCCACACACAGUCUGGGCCGGUUUCCUAGAUUUGUUUACACAAUAUCUCCAGGCAUCCCCAACCCAACCUGGCUUUUCUAGACUUGCAAAGGAUCUUUCGCUUGAGAUACUUUCUUUAUUUUCAAAUUACAAUUUACUCUACAGUCCAUGUAUUGAGAUCUCAUUGAUUAACACAGUCAUCAAUAGUAUUCAAAACCCACUUGAUCCUUCUGUAGCACCCACAAAAGGUGUUGAAAUUGUCUUGACAUUUUCCGUAUUUGCCCUCGUCUUUCAGGCCGCAAAUCAAGCCCUUUGUUCAAGAUACCAAAAAUUGUCUCUUGAGAUUGAGCGAUUGGCCCAUAUAUUCUAUUCAGAAGCUCACCGAAGAUUACUCUCUGCCGCCUUUCCAUUUCAACCACUGGGAACCGAUCGAGACUCUCUGAUUGUACUCAUCCAGAGUGCCAUUCUUUUGACUCACUAUCAAUGUACUACAGUGUGUGAAGAGCAGGCUUUUAUUACUCUCCAGAUUGGUGCCACAUUUGCCCAGCGUUGUUCAUUUCAAGACCUUAUCCGUCAGCAGAAAACAGACUUAAUUGAAAAGGAAAAAAUCACGCUACUAUUCAAGUUACUCCACAGCUGGGAUGUGUGGUUUAGUGUUUAUAUGCGUCGAAACUGCUGGACUAGCCGGGUGCAAAAUCCAGAAGAAUUAGCUGAACCCAAGACGAUUGCAGCCAACAAAUUUACCAAUGAUCAAGAAGGAUAUCAACAGUGGGCAGUAUCUGUGCUCGAUCAGUACACUGAAUUCUUGAGUCAAUUAACAACCAAACAAGAUAAUUCCCGGGUAGAUGAAAUAAAGGCUCAGCUCAGUACUUUAAGUCAACUAUCCAACCUGUCAAAAGAUGUCAGCAAUUUUAAUGACAUUUGCGGGAUGAAAUUAUCGGUAUCUGCACUUGAAUUAUUCCAUCAGAUUCUUACCAUCCAAAUAUUCAACUGUCAGCUCAAACCUUCCUCUGACCAACUCCUGGAAGGUCUAUUCGAUCUAGCUGCUUUAGAUUCAUGUGUAUCUGCAGCACGUUGUAUUGUACAGUCAUCCAAAACCCUCGCCUCCACCUCAAAUACGUCACCUGCUAUUGUGUAUGCACUUUGUGUUGCUAAAAGUAUAUUUGACCUCAAAGAACAAGAGCAAAAUAGCCAAAGUAAACGGUUAAAACAAUCUCCUUUGGAAACAAAAUCAUUGACAAAGAAGGUUUUACAUUCAGAAAUAUCAACAAAUUCGAACGAAGUAUCAAUUUUACAUGUUCAGUUACUAGAAGUGAUCAAGAUAUUAUCUACUUAUUCCGAAAUCGCCAAUACUCUUGAGAUGUGUAUCAAUCACAAGGUAUCUGCUGAUCACAUGUUUGUUCACACAGCACCUGAACGCUGUGGAGAAAACCCAGAUCUCUCGGUCGUGCCAUCCAAUCGUCUUAUUGAUACAGAUGAUAACCUUCAUUGUAUUGUAUCAGCACAGCCAAGAUCCGCAAAUCAGGCUAUUUCAUCAUAUCUCAUGUUGGAUGUUAUGUCUAGAGCAGACAUGGACAAAGAACAACUCAGCAAACUAUCUCAUACUUCUAUCGAGCGAGAGGAAGCAGCGUCCGUUAGUUCAUACUAUUCUGGCUCGAUUCAGGCAAGCAUAAAUAAAAGGCGACAUAUGACACCAGGACAAGACGAAAAUACCAAUAAAUCCACUCGAGCACCAAAAAGACAGCUUUCAUCUCCAGGGAAUAAUGAUUCAUCGCCUCAUCAUCAAUUGCAGCAGGCGCAACCCCAUUACUCCUACAAACGUACAAAGACUAGUAAUUUGGGUAACAAUGACCAAGAAAUGACGGUAUUGGUGGGACCUAACAGCCAAAAUCAGCAACAGCAACAAAAGGAGAAAAAUGAACAGAAUCAAAAACAGGAAAGGGAGCAGUCGUUUGAACGAGGCCUCAGCGAACAAACUGUGAAUAGUCAUAAUCCGUACGUGAGCAUGCACGAUGUUCAUGAAGUACAUGAAGACUCAUCGGGAGCGUUGGGGAUAUGCAAUGAAGAUUACCUGUGGAUUGAUAUUCCUAUUAGCGAUACACUUCAAGCUGAGCAACCACAACACCACCAACAUUUUUACCCUUCAACUCAAACAGUAAAGCAUCGAUCUACUCGAAUAUCUGAAGUUUCUCCUACACCAGAGCUCCCAUCGAUGUCAAGCACAAGCACAACCCCUGGCUCUGGAAUACAUGCUGUAAUGUUUGAAGCUGUACCAAGCCUGGAAGGAUUGGAUUCAGAGAAUUCUGUAAUCCCACCAAAAUUACCUCUUCCUCCUCCAAAGCAUCGUGAUGCUCCUCAAAAAUACUGGCCAUCUGUUCAUUCUAGAGAUUGGAAUGAAUGCUUUACUGCAUCCAUGGUUGAGACUCUCCAUCCAAAUACUUCUGUGAUUCCACAUGAGCCUUCCUUUGGUACACCUAUUGUUCAAUCUAUCGGAUUAGAUACACUUUCUAGCAGCCACGAACACCAUUCUUCACUUGUGCCUCAAACAGCUGUAGAGACAUCUGUAAUUCCAGACGCGGACAGCUCUGAGAUGAUGUAUCUUUUAUAUGGGUCUUCAGAGAAUUCGGGGUCAUGUGGUGAAAGAAGUAGUGCAGGAAGCUCAGAUCCUUCUCCUCGCGAGUCAGUUGUUUGUCACCCUCCAACAAACUGGCUAUCGUCUCCUCUCAAACAUACUUCGCCACUAUCUACUUUAUCUGAGCAUCCUUCUCAGUUUAAUGCCAUGCGACAAUCAUUAGAAUCAUCCCAACAAGACAAAUCUGUAACGAAGCAGUGGGAUACAGCUUUAUUAAAAGCACCAGAGUACAAGAAGAAAGCCAACCGAGACUUUGCUAUGCUUUCAACAAAUUCGAUGGCUCCUAAUCAUAUUUACCCACUCCCUAUUGAUCUCUCCCCAACACCAGAUCAACGUUCUGUUGUUUUGCAGUCGAGAUUGACUACCAGUGGAAACUCGUCUUGUCAGCAUACUGAAGACGGUUCUGUUAUGUUUUCUCAAGAGAAUCCUUGGAUACAGAUACCUCAAACCAAGAUAGCCGGCGAUGCUAUUUCAUGGCACUAA
This is a messenger RNA of Phycomyces blakesleeanus NRRL 1555(-), 3498 nucleotides long. Its product is annotated as Zn(2)-C6 fungal-specific transcription factor. The transcript is spliced from 4 exons. Lineage: Eukaryota; Fungi; Mucoromycota; Mucoromycetes; Mucorales; Phycomycetaceae. The record is from RefSeq and is a predicted model, not a curated record. Gene Ontology annotation, molecular function: sequence-specific DNA binding; DNA-binding transcription factor activity, RNA polymerase II-specific; zinc ion binding. Gene Ontology annotation, biological process: positive regulation of transcription by RNA polymerase II. Bases 1 to 3498 code for a protein of 1165 amino acids. Gene Ontology annotation, cellular component: nucleus.